UGUGGGCGACGGCGGAGGCGGCAGCGGCCUGGUGGGCGAACGGCAGGUAGUUUCCGAAUCCAUCAUGGAUUAUCUCUCUAAACCCGGGCUCCUCAGCGUCAUCGCUGGAGUUGCAUGUGGAGUGUGCCUGGGCUGGGGCCUUCGUGGGAGGCUUUUCAGGCAGCCCAAAGUCAGAGUGGCUGCGUCUGCAAACAGCCUGGGGAGUGAAGCUGACAUCAUGGGAGAGUCUGGGGAGUUCAAGAUGGUGCUGAUUGUCCGCAACGACUUGAAGAUGGGGAAGGGUAAAGUAGCAGCACAGUGUUCUCAUGCUGCCGUGUCUGCCUACAAGCAAGUUCAGAGAAGAAAUCCUGAGCUCCUGAAACAGUGGGAGUACUGUGGACAACCUAAAGUGGUCCUCAAAGCUCCUGAUGAAGAGACUCUGAUUCAACUCCUGGCUGAUGCUAAACACCUUGGACUGACUGUGAGCUUGAUACAAGAUGCAGGUCGUACUCAGAUAGCUCCAGGUUCCAGGACAGUCCUUGGUAUUGGACCAGGACCAGCUGAUUUAGUAGAUAAAGUUUCUGGUCAGCUAAAACUCUUUUAAACUGGGGACCACAGAAAUCUGAAUGCACUGGUGUCUAUCAGUCCUGCAGGGAUAAAGCCCAAGUCUGGGGCUUUGUUCAUGCAUUUUCUCAGUAUAAAUAAAACAACCAGUUUUUGUAAGACACUGACAUUUGU
This is a messenger RNA of Dryobates pubescens (Downy woodpecker), 717 nucleotides long. It is a transcript of the gene PTRH2, whose product is annotated as peptidyl-tRNA hydrolase 2. Lineage: Eukaryota; Metazoa; Chordata; Aves; Piciformes; Picidae. Gene Ontology annotation, molecular function: peptidyl-tRNA hydrolase activity. The record is from RefSeq and is a predicted model, not a curated record. The coding region runs from base 65 to 583 and encodes 172 amino acids. Gene Ontology annotation, biological process: negative regulation of anoikis; positive regulation of anoikis. Gene Ontology annotation, cellular component: cytosol; mitochondrion. The transcript has 2 exons.